AACUACAUUUUGGUAUGAUUCUAUGGACGGUGGUCUAAUUUAGCAACAAUGAAACAACUUCGCGUUUCCAACAUACCAUUGUUGGUAUAUGGUGUUACCAUCUUUACCAUAUAUAGCAGCAUGCCACGAUGGUUAGCCGGUGCAGUAAACCCACCAUCACUUCCUUCUUUAAGGGAUGACAAAAGUUUUGUAAAAGAUGAAACAUAUUUGGCACCAGGUGCUCAUUUAAGUUUUGUAUGUGGAUCAGGUAAAGAUCCCGAAGGUGCGUAUACAAUGUAUCCCAGCAAUCCGCAAGAGCGAUUAUUGUUGCCCAUUGAGGACGAAGAUUUUGAAUCUGCUGUUCUGAAAGAGGUUGCUUUACGGGAUAGAUUUCGAAGUGAUGGGUUAACUAUAAAGUUUUCCAGAGGUGGCCAUGAAGAUAAUUAUAUAAAUAUACAUUACGGUAUAAAUGGAGUUCUGUUGGCCAAAGAUCCUGAAAACUUUAGUCUCAACCUUGCUUGUAAAUAUAUGCCAAGGAAUAAAAAUGAGAAACCAUUUUACCGGUGGUUGAAAGUAAGAUUUGACGCUCUAUACCCUAUGGCAUAUGGUUGUGAGACAGGAAAUAAUAUGUUGUUUAAAAACACAGCACCAUUUGUACCAGGGUUUAAAGUUUCAGACGUUGACAGAGUUGAUUGUUCAUUAACCUUGGAACCUGGUAUGAUUUUUGGUAUAUAUUGUAAACCGGGGGAGCAAUUAAUGCCUGAUCACUGUUUUCCCGGGAAAAGAUUGCAAGAGUUGAAUGGUGACAUUACACCUUAUGCAAAUGAAACCGAAUUUUACGAUAGUCGUAGGAAGAUAAAUUCUAGGUUUCAACUAUUUGUAGUGUCAGAUAAGGGAGUCAGAACACAUUUCUAUCACCAUUGUUACUGCCAAGGUCCACAAGGAUCUACAAAAGUACUCAGCAUAGUGAACCAUAUCCAUAGUCAUAUCCUGCCGCAGGAAUAUAUGGCGCAACAUGUAACUCAUCCACAGGAAACAAGGUACGUCGUCUACAACUUAUAUCCAGGGAUGAUGUACCACGUUGUUGCACCUUGGCGUGAUUGGCUUGAUGUUGGACUGUUAGGGAAAGUCAGACAGAGGAUGGUACCUACUAAUUUUCAAAAAAUAUACACGGGGAAUCCUUAUAGGUAUAAUGACGCUUUACAUUUCAAUGAUAUCUUUGGAUCAAAGCACUUCGACGUAUUGACUAAAGUCAUGGGUCCUGAUAGAAUUCGUAGUCUCAUUUACCGAAGCAACGGUAUCGUGGUUCUUAAGGUAGACACUCCUCUCUUAUAUUAUGAUUGGGUUCUUAAACGUCACCAUGGCGUUCGGGUAGACGCUAACAUGAGACUCCUAUUUUACCUCAUGCCAACAGAUCCCUACACCUAUGGUUGUGGAGUGGAAAGCACCGACCUGUUCAGGACUGAUGGCUUCCAAAUAUCUAAGCAAGAGGAACACGUUAGCAUUACAAAAUGCAAGAUCAAUCCUUAUUUAACUAGUCCUGUUGGAUUUUACUGCCCCAAAGAUCAUACACUGGAACCUUCCAAUUGUUUUGAAGAGAUGAUUAAUGCAACAAAUAAUGAAAAGGUAAAAUUAUCUGAUUUCGCACCUUUUGCCCGGUCGGUUGAGAGUACGAAUUUGAAGGUUGCAGACUUCCACAUGUCGCCCCGUAUGAAAAAGGACACAAAAUACACUGAUACAGAACUAAAAUGCAGCUGCAUUGACAAAGAGGGUAACACACGAGCUGUCAUUACCCUUGAUCUCCGUAACCCAAUGGACCCUGCAGUUAUUGGUGAAUACGCCUAGUAAUCUGUUUGCCGAUGCAACACGUAAUAUGUAUAAUAACAGUUUUGUAACCUAAUGUAAAAAUUUA
Molecule: messenger RNA, 1891 nt
Organism: Babesia bovis T2Bo
Lineage: Eukaryota; Apicomplexa; Aconoidasida; Piroplasmida; Babesiidae
Product: 6-cysteine (C)
Exons: 1
Coding region: 49-1824 (591 amino acids)
Source: RefSeq, a predicted model, not a curated record